GAAAACCAGAAAAUCCAAUAAUUUAAAGCGCCCGAGGCUUCGUUGGGGGGCAGGAAACUCGGUCUUUCCUUCCUUCCUCAGCUGCCUCUAAAUAGUUUCCGUCCGCUUCUUCGUAACCCUAAUUAAUAAUUCCCCCCUCUCCCCAUAAGAUCCCAAAACUCCCCGUCCUUUUCCCCCAAACUCCUCCUCAAAUUCCUUGACGGGGAAUUCUCUUGCGACGAUUGAUCCAUCAAUCAUUUAGUCUUCUUGAUCGUCUCUGAGGGAUCACUCCUUCAUGGCGAAGAGUUCCUUCAAGCUCGAGCAUCCCCUCGAAAGGAGGCAGGCAGAAGCUACUCGUAUUCGGGAGAAGUAUCCGGACAGAAUUCCUGUGAUUGUUGAAAAGGCUGAAAGGAGUGACAUACCAGACAUUGAUAAGAAGAAGUACCUAGUCCCUGCAGAUUUAACUGUUGGGCAGUUUGUCUAUGUUGUUCGCAAGAGGAUCAAGCUCAGCGCAGAGAAAGCCAUCUUCAUUUUUGUCAAGAACACUUUACCUCCCACAGCUGCUAUGAUGUCGGCAAUCUACGAGGAAAAUAAAGAUGAAGAUGGUUUUCUUUACAUGACAUACAGUGGCGAGAACACAUUUGGAUCCUCCUAAGGCAAUGUAACAUUUCUUUGUAGAUAAAAAACCUUGAAAAAUACGUGUAUAUUCUUCCGUCUCCCUAAGUUCUGCCCAUUAGUUGUCGAUGCUUAAAAACUGUGCUGUUUACAUUUUAAAAGUUCUGGACAUAUGAAUUUAAUAUUACAACUGUUCAUGGUGCUUAUAUAAUUUUUACAGUAUUGACUUUUGGCUGAAGUUUUUAAUGUUCACGCAUAAUAGCUUUAUCAAUAAUUGUAUAAAUCUAAAUCUUUAUAUAAUAAAAGUAGGCCUCAUAUCUGUUUCAAGAUAAGUUGUUUUUUAAGGCAUCUCUAUGCAUGAAUUAUGGCUGUUUAAGUUACAAUUACAAUUAUUAGCUGAUUCUGUUGUUACCAUUACAACUGCUUCUGGUGUUUAUAUAAUUUCUACGGUAAUGACUUUUAGCUAAAUUUUUCAAUGUUCACGCAUAGCUUUGUCAAUAAUUGUAUAAAUCUAAGUAAAAGUAGGCCUCUUAUAUCUGUUUCAAGAUUAAGUUGUUUUUUAAAGGGCAUCUCUAUGUAUGAAUGAUGGCUGUUUCAGUUACAAUUACAAUCAUUAGCUGAUUUUAUUGUUGCUGUUAAUUUUUGUUGCGCAUAAUGUAUUCUCACUAUCCAUGUAAAUACCAGGUGUUUUGUUUUUUUUGUUUUUUUUUUGGGUAACAUGAGAGUAAUAACUAUAUUACUAUCCAUGUAAAUACCAGGUGUCCUUUUUUUUUCUUUUCUUUUUUUGGUAACAUGGGAGUAAUAACUAUAUUAGCGAAAGGAUAAUAAAAAUGUAAUACAUGCUGAACGAUCAAAGCCUAAAGCACAGGCCGUACAGAAAGUAGAAGCCCAAAAGAAGGCCAUCCACUCGAAAGGUCUGUAUAGACACAGAACCCUGAGUAUGGUAAUUGUCAGUGACCAGAUAGCAUCCCUGAAAAGAAGCCCAGAUUUGUAUCAAAAAAAAGAAGCCCAGAUGGUAUGCAGAGCUGAAUGAAAUUUGAUCGCCUGAGCUUAAAUGAAGUGUAAGAGUAUCCGAUCCCAGCGACGGGGUUAACAAAACCAUAUACUCAGCAGAGACAGGUAUCGACGUGUAGCAGGCUCUAUAUAAGAAAUCUGGAGCAGGCAAGGCCCAAUAACAUUGAGAGCAAAAUGGAAACCAUUAAGUAUUGAACCUUUGGAGCAAUGAAGAGUAUAGGAGUACAAGCUCCGGUCCUCUAGCAACUGAUUAGUGUGAUUCAGAGGGUUUGUACUUUGUAGUGAAUGAUAUCCCUUGUAUUAACUUUGCAGACAUGUGAGCCAUGAGAAUAUAUGAUAGAACACACCAAAUUUCUUUGCUAAAGCUUGAGAAUGGAAUGGAGAAAAUAAAUGAGCAUGACUGCCAA
Messenger RNA from Elaeis guineensis (African oil palm), 2015 nucleotides. RefSeq names its product autophagy-related protein 8C. NCBI's taxonomy places the organism in Eukaryota, Viridiplantae, Streptophyta, Magnoliopsida, Arecales, Arecaceae. The record is from RefSeq and is a predicted model, not a curated record.